Aphanomyces invadans is the source of this 1426-nucleotide messenger RNA. RefSeq lists its product as hypothetical. The record is from RefSeq and is a predicted model, not a curated record. The transcript has a single exon. Gene Ontology annotation, molecular function: protein binding. NCBI's taxonomy places the organism in Eukaryota, Oomycota, Saprolegniomycetes, Saprolegniales, Verrucalvaceae. Bases 91 to 936 code for a protein of 281 amino acids.
CACGCAGCAUGGCAGAACUUCUGGCACAGCCCACUUCGACGCCGCCGAGUCAAGCCCACCGCAAGUGCUGCUGCUGCCAUAUCUUUGGUCAUGUACGCCUUUAAAGUCCUUUCAUCCCAUGACCUGGUCCACAGCAUCGCGAGCUUCCAACGGGGCGUUUGCGUUGAUGACGCGCCGAUCACUCAACUCACACACACAGCCCCGGACCUGCGCGGAAUCCCCGCCGUCGCCGACUUUUUCAAAACGAUCUUUCAUGACACAUUCGAGCAGUGGCUUGCGCGUCUAGGCGUCCCUGGCCUUACUCGGCUCAUCGCCACCACAUCGACUGUCCCUCGACACGUGAUCUUUGCCUACGCGGCGUGGGUGGGCAACUUGUCGCUACUCCGAUUCCUCUUGGCACAGUUGUCGACGUCCACGAUCGCGUCGCUACAAUCGUCUGCGUUGCUGCUUGAUCUCGCAGCCACCCAAGGACACAUGCAAGUCGUGACCUUUCUUCAUGCGCGGCCCGGCCAGCGCGCGUCGACGGCCGCGAUGAAUGGCGCUGCCGCCAAUGGCCACUUGGACAUGGUCCAGUUCCUGCACACCCAUCGUGUAGAAGGGUGCACGACAGAAGCCAUGGACGGUGCUUGCGAGCGAGGACAUCUGGACGUCAUCGAAUGGCUCAGCCGCGUGCGGGAGGCCAGGUGUACCGUUCGGGCCCUCGAGGCCGCCGCGACCCGCGGCCACUUGCACGUGGUCCAAUUUCUCGUCGACGAAUUCGGGAUCCUGUGCAGUGCUAGCGCCGUUCUAGCCGCUGCGCGCGCUGGCCACAACAGUGUCGUGCGAUUCUUGUCGCAACGAUUGCUUGACAAGGAGACUGCUCGACAAAUUAUACGAGGGCAAGCUCGGCUGGCAGGCAACGCGCGCCACUUGUCGCAAGUACUGUCGGCGAUGUAAAGCUCUAACUUGAUGGCCCUGUCGUCUGUCGUAGUGUGUGCUUGCGACAGUGCAAGUCGAUUAUUCGUGCACGGGCGUCGCUGAACAAACGAAAUACGCUGCCGUCAGCCAUGCUCGCAAUCUGCUUCGUUGACAAAUAACGUGGGGGGAAUAAAAGGUCGUCGUAUUAGUAUUGCACAAGGUGGGUUGUAGCAUCACACCAGUACCUCGGAGCUGGCAAACACGGGGGUUUCGGCGAUUUCUCCAACCAUUUUUUCAGGAUAUUUGCUUCGUUUGUCGUGGACGCCAAGGGAAGCGCCUUUGUCGUUGGGCCCGAGGACAAACGGCAUGCCGUGAUGAUGGUUGGUUUGCACCGGCGAAAUAGAUAGCCUUGCGCACACAUCACCCCUUAUCCUCACGACAAGGCACUGCGCAUCGACUGAGCCGCACCACCCUCCAGCACCUUUCUCACAUCGCGCGCGCGCCAACGUCGUGUCGCGGUGGUGUCUGC